GGCUUUUUUUUACCUGCCUUUUGAGUAACGGCAAUAAGUGAAACUGAAACUUAAGCUACUGGAUUUAGCAGAAAUCAUUACUGAGCUCAGAUCAGACUGAGACAGAAUGGCGUCUGGAUCUUCUCUCAUGGAAGAGGAGCUCUCCUGUCCUGUGUGCACUGAAAUCUUCAGGGAUCCUGUUGUCCUGAUUUGCAGUCACAGCAUCUGUAAGGCCUGUCUGCAGCAGUACUGGGAACAGAAGGGAUCUCAGGAGUGCCCAGUUUGCAGGAAAAGGUUUAAGCAAGAACCUCCUCCUAACCUGUCCCUGGGGAAUGCCUGUGAGGCCUUCUUAAAGGAGAGAAGUCAGAGAGCUAAAGCAGGAUCUGAAGUGCUCUGCAGUCUGCAUAGUGAGAAACUCAAACUCUUCUGUUUGGUGGAUCGAAUACCCGUCUGUGUUAUCUGCCAAACUUCAAAAAAACAUGAAAACCACAAAAUGCGACCAGUUCAAGAGGCUGCGGAAGAGUAUAAGGUGGUGAAGUUUACUAGUCAGGCCCAGCACACAGAGAGACAGAUAAAGAUGGAGUUUGAGAAACUUCAGCAGUUCCUAAAAGAUGAAGAGGCAGCUAGGAUCACUGCACUGAGGGAGGAAGAGAAGCAGAAGAGUCAGAUGUUGAAGGAGAAUAUUGAGAAGAUGACAGAAGAGAUAUCAUCUCUUUCAGAACAAAUCAGAGCCAUAGAACAGGAGCUGGGGGCUGAAGACGUCUCAUUCCUGCAGAGCUACAAAGAUGUAAAGAAACGAGCCCAGUGCACACUGGGGGAUCCAGAGAAGGUCUCAGGAGCACUGAUUGAUGUGGCCAAGCACCUGGGCAAUCUGAAGUACAGAGUGUGGGAGAAGAUGCUGGGGACUGUUCAAUACACUCCUGUGACUCUGGACCCAAACACAGCACAUCCCAUCCUCUCACUGUCUGAGGAUCUGACCAGUGUGAAAGUCUGUGUUGAGAGACAGCAGGUUCCUGAUAAUCCAGAGAGAUUUGAUGGGCGACAUCGUGUGCUGGGCUCUGAAGGAUUCAGCUCAGGGAGACACUGCUGGGAUGUAGAAGUGGGGGGUGAAGAUUACUGGGACAUAGGUGUGGCUAAAGAGUCUAUCAGCAGGAAAGGGGCUGUGUAUCUGAGCCCAGCAGGAGGAGUGUGGAGUAUACGGCUGCUCAAUGGGAAAUACACAGCCCUGACUUCCCCACAUACACUCCUCACUGUGCGGAGGAAACCCCAGAGGGUCAGAGUGCAUCUGGACUGGGACAGGGGGAAGGUGUCAUUCUCUGACCCCAGUGACAACACUCCUCUCUACACUUUUAAACACUCCUUCACUGAGAGAGUGUUUCCAUUCUUCUGGCUUGGUUCUCUGCAGAUCUGUCCACUGAAGGUAUCUAUAAGAGUGGAAUAGUGCUGUGGUUUGUGGGCAAGGAUCAGGUGAACAGGCUGCUUCUUUCACUGUGAUUAAUGAGAUAAAAAUAUCUAUUACGAUGUUUUCUUUAAUUAUUUAA
Messenger RNA from Anguilla rostrata (American eel), 1520 nucleotides. Its product is annotated as E3 ubiquitin-protein ligase TRIM35-like. The transcript is spliced from 6 exons. The record is from RefSeq and is a predicted model, not a curated record. Gene Ontology annotation, cellular component: cytoplasm. Bases 107 to 1420 code for a protein of 437 amino acids. NCBI's taxonomy places the organism in Eukaryota, Metazoa, Chordata, Actinopteri, Anguilliformes, Anguillidae. Gene Ontology annotation, biological process: protein ubiquitination. Gene Ontology annotation, molecular function: protein binding; ubiquitin protein ligase activity; zinc ion binding.